Molecule: messenger RNA, 770 nt
Organism: Cajanus cajan (pigeon pea)
Lineage: Eukaryota; Viridiplantae; Streptophyta; Magnoliopsida; Fabales; Fabaceae
Product: universal stress protein PHOS32
Source: RefSeq, a predicted model, not a curated record
UCAAACAUUAAUUCACAAAACAAAACAAGUGAAAAGCUAAGAGAGACUCCGAAAAACGUUUAUCUGAUACAACGUUGUUUUGUUGUAGAGAAAAAAUGGCGGGUGUUAGAAGAUUGGGCGUGGCCGUUGAUUUCUCACCAUGCAGCAUCAAAGCUCUCAGAUGGACGGUGGAUAACGUCGUCAAAGAAGGGGAUCACCUCAUUCUUAUCAUCGUUCGCCACCCUGAGAACUACGAGCAAGGCGAGAUGCAGCUCUGGGAAACUACUGGCUCACCUCUGAUACCUCUUGCCGAGUUCUCUGACCCCACGCUCAUGAAGAGAUAUGAAAUGGAACCUAAACCCGAAGUGAUUGAUAUUGUCUCAACCGCUGCGAGGCAAAAAAGUAUUGUGGCACUAAUGAAGAUCUAUUGGGGAGAUGCUCGUGAUAAGUUAUGUGAAGCAAUUGAUCACGUACCUCUAGAUUACCUUACCAUGGGGAACAGAGGCCUUGGCCCGCUCCAAAGGGUUAUAAUGGGAAGCGUCAGUAACUAUGUCGUGAAUAAUGCCACUUGUCCUGUCACUGUGGUGAAGACUUCAGACCAUUAGUUUUUAGUUUUCUAUUUUGAUGUAGGAAGAAAUUAACUUGUUGAUCUGAUGUGCAUGUUGAUGACUUUGGUAUGGUUAUUGCUUGCAAAGUCUGUAAUCUCUGAAUAACUUUUUGAGUAAAGGAUUAAUGAUGAAAUAACUUUCGGUCAAGUAGUAGGGUUGAGAUAAAAUAUAUAUAGUGUUAAG